CUUAGGUACCCGUUGCCACCAAUGAGGCGUGGCUCCUAAAAAACUUCAAUAGUAAAAAGUCAAAUAUAUAGAUCUACGUAUAAUAACCCAUAAUUCUCAGCAUAUCUUAUAGAAGGCGAUAGGAACUCUAAGAUAGUGAGAUUCAGAGCGGGCUAAAUGAACCACAGGAAAAUUUAUUGAUCAUAUGAAAAGCAGCUAUAUUGAAACCCCAUGAGCUGCUGACUUUACCUAUUAAAAGGCUCUCGCAAAACAUCAUCUGCGCGUUUGGGAUGAGAUAAAUUAGACCAGAAUUAAGGCAGAUCAUGUUCACCGCACACACUAACUAGGUACCUAGGUACUUUUGAACCUUGGAGGUAACAUACAAUACCCUAUAAAACCAACUUUGGUAAGACAUCAAAUAGGUUUGCUGGGAAUAAUGCAUACAUACCUUGCAUACAUCUAACAACACGGCAGUGCUUUGUUACUUGAACCGACAUCACAAUGUCCGUCGCCUUCGACAACAUCCUCAACUUCCGAGAUGUCGGAAAGACUAUCAACGACUAUCUCGGCCGAAAGGUACUUCGUGAAGGCGUGUUCUACCGAUCCGCGCGACCGGACGACGCCUCCCCCAUAGACCGUAAAAGGCUCAAAGAUGAGCUAGGCAUCCGGACGGUCGUGGAUCUCCGGUCCAAAACAGAGCUCCUCAAGCAAGCGCAGAAGCGCCAAGCAGCAGCAACCGCUCUCCCGGCGCUCUCGAACACCGCGCUCGCGGAGCAGCAGCAACAACAGCAACAACAGCACCCGCUGCAGAUCCCCGGCCUGCGGUACCGGACGGUCAAGGUGACGGGCCGGCGGUUCGAGAUAUUUCUGCUGCGACAGCUCGCGUGGUGGAGUUUCUUCAAAUUCCUCCUCCUAUUCCUCCUCGGCUACCGCACCCAAGCCAUCGCCAUCCUCGGCCGGGAAGUCAUGCAGCCGCGCGGUCUCGUCGGGCUCGGUAUCGCGAUGCUCGACGAGUCUGGUGCUGAGAUCGCUGAGGCUCUCCACACCCUCACCACACCCCCGUCCUCCUCCUCCCCCUCCUCCCUCCCCCUCCUCAUCCACUGCACCCAAGGCAAAGACCGAACAGGCCUGGUCGUCCUCCUCGCCCUCGCGGCCCUCGGCGUCCCCCCCGACGCCAUCUCGCACGACUACCUGCUCUCGCGGGCGGGGGGCCUCGCAGCCAAAGGCGAGGACAAAGGCGAGGCCGAGGAGCGCCUCCUCCUCGAGCAAGAUAUCCGGGAGAUCGGGCUGACGCCCGAGUGGGCCGACGUGCCCGACGAUUUUGUCGAGAAGAUCCUGGGGCACUUGCACGGCAAGUACGGCGGUGUGGAGAAUUAUCUGCGUGGUGUCGGGUUUGGGAAUGACGAGCGGGAGAGGCUGGUUGAAGUGUUGGGCGCGUAGAGAGUGUAUUUUAUCUACACGAGGCAGUCUUAUGUAUAUUAUAAAUAAUACAGUACAGUCACCAAGGUACCUGGCUGGAAAUAAACAAAUCACAUUUCGGUAUGUACCUACCUAAGUUAGGU
This is a messenger RNA of Daldinia caldariorum, 1541 nucleotides long. RefSeq names its product protein-tyrosine phosphatase-like protein. The record is from RefSeq and is a predicted model, not a curated record. The transcript is spliced from 6 exons. Bases 481 to 1419 code for a protein of 312 amino acids. Lineage: Eukaryota; Fungi; Ascomycota; Sordariomycetes; Xylariales; Hypoxylaceae. Gene Ontology annotation, molecular function: phosphoprotein phosphatase activity. Gene Ontology annotation, biological process: dephosphorylation.